UACAGAAGUGCGUUGUGUGAGAAACGAAACGAUAUAAAAGCUCUUUACUGAAUAAAUGAAAUUCGAGUGCUCUCUGUGUUGCUCUGUUGUUGUGCUAGUGUUACUUUCCUCCUCCGUUUCUUUUCUCUGUGCGCUUGAAUUCGAACCCCAACUAGGGUUUUGCAACCAGGAAGAUUUGAUUCCAAUGGCAACUCUAGGAGGAAUACAGGAGUCCCAGUCUUCUCAGAACAGCGCCGAAAUUGACAGCCUCGCACGUUUUGCUGUAGAAGAACACAACAAGAAAGAAAAUGCACUCCUUGAGUUUCUGAGGGUGGUGAAGACGCAAGAACAGGUGGUUGCUGGUACUCUGCAUCAUCUAACUAUCGAGGCUAUUGAUGCUGGUAAAAAGAAACUUUAUGAGGCAAAGGUCUGGGUAAAACCAUGGAUGAACUUCAAGGAGUUGCAAGAAUUCAAGCAUGCAGGUGACGUCCCCUCAUUUACUCCUUCAGAUCUUGGUGCUAAGAAAGGCGACCAUGCCCCGGGAUGGCAAGCUGUGCCUGUCCAUGAUCCUGUAGUCUGGGAUGCUGCAAAUCAUGCUGUUAAGACCAUCCAGCAGAGAUCGAACUCACUAUUUCCCUAUGAACUUCAAGACAUCGUUCAUGCGAGAGCUGAGAUUGUCGAGGAAACUGCCAAGUUUGAUAUGCUUCUGAAGGUGAAGAGGGGAGACAAAGAAGAGAAGUUCAAGGUGGAGGUACAUAAGAAUAAUGAAGGUGCUUUCCUUCUCAAUCAUAUGGCGCCGGAUCGCUCUUGAAUUUGGAAGUUACCAUCCAAUACCGGUUGAGGCACAACAUACUACGAUCUGGUAUAUGAAAAAUGUUGUACUCUUCUUAUCUUCUGGCUUUUAAAAUAAUUGUAUGAUGUUAACUACUAUAUAUAUAUAUAUAUAAAUGCGAUGUUAAACUACUA
Cornus florida is the source of this 945-nucleotide messenger RNA. Its product is annotated as cysteine proteinase inhibitor 6. Gene Ontology annotation, molecular function: cysteine-type endopeptidase inhibitor activity. The transcript has 4 exons. Bases 56 to 790 code for a protein of 244 amino acids. NCBI's taxonomy places the organism in Eukaryota, Viridiplantae, Streptophyta, Magnoliopsida, Cornales, Cornaceae. The record is from RefSeq and is a predicted model, not a curated record.